CUUUCUAGCGCCAAUGUUGAAUUUUGGAAACUACAACGACCAAGCGGCUACGGGGCCCGGGCAGGGAGUCAUUUCGUUUAGUUGAACGCCACUGUUGCUUCUGAAGGGUCAACUUCACUAGCCAACAAGUUCAGCAACUGCCAAGUCAUUCGAUUCAACUGGUGAUGACAUGGGAGUCAGCCAGUCUGUGGGCUUUCCGCCUGUCACAGGACCCCACCUCGUAGGCUGUGGGGAUGUAAUGGAGGGCCCAAGUCUCCAGGGGAGCUUCUUUCGGCUCUUCUAUCCUUGCCAAGAGGCAGAGGCGACUUUGGAGCAGCCCUUGUGGAUUCCCCGCAAUGAGUACUGUACUGGCUUGGCGGAUUAUCUGAAGUUUAAUAAGCGCUGGGGGGGUUUGCUGUUCAGUCUGGCUAUGGGAUCUUGUCGCCUGCCUGUUAGCUGGAAUGGCCUCUUUAAGACAAAGGACUCUGGAUACCCUUUGAUCGUCUUCUCCCAUGGCUUGGGAGCCUUCAGGACGUUGUAUUCAGCCUUCUGCAUGGAGCUGGCCUCCCGAGGCUUUGUGGUUGCUGUACUAGAGCACAGGGAUGGGUCAGCUGCAGCCACCUAUUUCUGCAAGCAAGCUCCAGAGGAGAACCACCCCACUAAUGAGCCACCGCAGGAGGAAUGGAUUCCCUUCCGUAAAGUUGCAGAAGGAGAAAAAGAAUUCUGUGUUCGGAAUCAUCAGGUGCAUCAAAGGGUCAGCGAGUGUUUGCAGGUUUUGAGGACCCUUCAGGAGGUCACUGCUGGGCAGACAGUUCUCAAUAUCUUGCCUGGUGGCUUGGAUCUGACGACCUUUAAGGGUGGCAUUGACAUGAGCCGUGUGGCUGUGAUGGGACAUUCAUUUGGAGGAGCUACAGCUAUUCUGGCUUUGGGGAAGGAGACUCAAGUCCGGUGUGCUGUGGCUCUGGAUGCUUGGAUGUUUCCUCUGGAACGUGACUUUUACCCCAAGGCCCGAGGCCCUGUGUUCUUCAUCAACUCUGAGAAUUUUCAGACAAUGGAGAGUGUCAAUUUAAUGAAGAAGAUGUGUGCCCAGCAUGAGCAGUCCAGGAUCAUAACUGUCCUUGGUUCUGUUCACCGGAGUCAAACUGACUUUGCUUUUAUGAGUAGUAACUGGAUUGGUAAAUUCUUCUCCACUCAAACCUGUGGGACCUUGGACCCCUAUGAAGGUCAGGAGACUGUGGCACGGGCCAUGUUGGCAUUCCUGCAGAAGCAUCUUGAUCUGAAAGAAGACUAUGACCAGUGGAACAACCUCAUUGAAGGCAUUGGACCAUCACUUACUCCAGGGGCCCCACACCAUCUGUCCAGCCUAUAAGCACAACUGGCCAUUUGUAAAAGGUCACUGAGCCACAUUCCCAUUUGAGAGCUGCCUAGAGACACCCAUAGCCCCCUAUCAGGGGGUGGUGGCCAAGACCCUUCUUCACAAAUUGACAUGUAAUCAUCCUGCUGAUUGAAUGACUGGGUAAUUAGAUUUUGGACUUAAUGAUUUUAAACUCAUAUUGGGACUUGGAUCACUUAUUGAUUGCCAAACUAUCUUUCAGGGGCCUGGGGCCUAAUGGUAUAGAGAACAAGCAGUGGUGUGGGGCAUGGGGGAGACUCCAACCUUAGCACUAACCCACGAGGUAUUACCUCUUCACCUUGGAUUAAUGUGGUUUCUGCAGUGGGACCAAAAAAGCCAAAGGAUAGAGUAAAAAUUCCUACCUUUAGGACCUCUGGUCCAACUUGGCGCUAUAUCUAACUACCUCUCAACUUUCCCCCUUUCCAGGGCUGCUUGGUGAGUUCUGAGCACUUUAGACAACUUUUAAGGAUCUGGGAUACCAUUAGCUUUUCUUGCCUUCUCGCAGCCUGAAACAUAAUUUUAGGACUCAGUCAGGACCACGCUUACAUUCAUGAAUCCACAGAGGGGGCAGAUAGUCCUCAUAGCAUAGGCAAAGAAACAGGGGACAGAGAAGUGUAUACUUCAGAAUCUCUGUAUGCCCUGGUGUUUUGCUAAGUAUGUUGUACCCAGUGAAGAAAACACACAAGUUGGUGGAGGUGCAGAAGGGGAAUAACAGUGUCACCAUAGCCAUUUUAACAGGUAACUACCAUAAGAGGGAGGUAGUUUUGGUUAUCUAGAGUUUAGGAGGGUCCCUUGGAGAGGUUUGGGAACAUUGAUCUUGCUUCUGACCUUGGAUAUCAUAAGGUUAAACUUGCUCACUAACAGGAUGCUGCUGUCGUCUGUUCUCUGGCUCUGAGGCACUGGCCUCAAAUUUCAGUCAAAUUGUAGACUGAAUUUUCAUUCUGUUCCCUUUAUAAAUAUGAAUGAUACUAAUACUUGUGCUUGUCUGAUGAUAUGUUGGAGCAUUAUAUUUAAACCACUUUAGAGCAAGAUGGGAAACCAUCUGGAAGUAACUUUUUCUUCUGUCCUUUCUUUGUUCACUUACCACUCAUGUCCACAUAGGGAGUGGGGGAAAAACUCUGAAAGAAAAGCUAGAUCCUAGUGGUCUAGUUCAAAACUAUAUAGAAGAUCAAGUAGACUUCUCAUCUCAGUCCAAGUAGAAGAAUCCAGAGGAGAUCAGAACAUAAGGGACAUAUGUCUCUAUUCAAUAGGCCCAAGAUCAAUGCCAAUGAAACAAGCUAGGACUAGGUCUCAGCAGCAGUUUCUGCUAAGAAGUGAAAUGUCAGAUCCACUGAGGCUAUGGACCUUGGGACAAUCUAUGAAUACCAUGAAUACUAUGAAUAGACAUAGUCUAGAAACAUCCACUCAAAUAUUAUACGGCAUGGUUUUGUAUUCCAGCCGCACCAGUUGAACAAAUUUGAACAAAUUACCUUCUUUCCAUUCUUGACUUCUCCAAAAUGACUGAUUUGUUGUGAAUAAUUAGGGGCACUGAGUGAGGAUGUAUAACACAUGGGAUAUCUAAAAGUUUGUUUCCCACUCUCAAAUGUAAAGAGAUUUUUUCCCUUUAUCUUGAUGCUGUUAUUUUUCCUUCUCCUUACCUUAUUGUUUUCUAGCUAAAUUGUUUUUGCUCAGAGAAAAUUACCUAUAUGGCUUUCACUCCUAAAACCUGCUUUUGGCCCAGUAUGAAGUCAAUUUUGUAAAUGUUCUAUAUAUGCUUUAAAAAACUAUCAAGUGGUUGUUGGCUUGAUGUUUUACUCAACAACGCUUUUGGAUUUCCUUCCAUAAGAAUACAAACAGAUAAUAUAAUAGCUCCUUCUACUCUCCAAAAGGGGGGCAGAACCCUCUGUACUCACAGAAGCAAUAGAUACCUUGUACUGGGUUGGUUCUGCAGGUGCUAACAGACCAGUUCUGACAGCAUUAACACUUGAGACCCAGUUUCUACCUUAGAUCCAUAAAUAAUACUGGUACUAUUUUAUAAAGACCUAGAACCUCCCAAGAGAAAGAUUCUGUUUGAAAACUAGAGCCAUCUUCUCUAUUUAGUUUCUUUUGGUAAUGACUCAUUAAUCCCAGGAACACUGGAGUAGGAGAAUUUUCCAUAUAAUUGAAAAUUGUUCUGUGAGCCACAAGAUACUGAUAUUGACUCUUUGAAAUGUAUGGUAAAACACACACACAUACACACAAGAUAAUGCACAGUGUACACAUUUCUUCAUGUGAACUAACUUUCCUUCUCCUCCUCUCUCUCCUCAUCCUUCUCCUUAUUUUACUACUAUUAUUUUUUUUAGAUUGUUUCAGUUAAGAAAAACUGGAUUAGGGAGUUGGGUGGUAGCGCAUCAGGUUAAGCUCACGUGGUGUAAAGCACAAGGACAAAGUGUAAGGAUCCUAGUUAGAGCCCCUGGCUCCCCACCUGCAGGGAGUCACUUCACAGGCAGUGAAGCAGGUCUGCAGGUGUCUAUCUUUCUCUCCCCCCUCUGUCUUCCCCUCCUCUCUCCAUUUCUCUCUGUCUUAUCCAACUACAACGACAUCAAUAACAACAAUAAUAACUACAACAAUAAAAAACAUUAAGGGCAACAAAAGGGAAAAUAAAUAAAUAUUUAAAAAAUUAUAAUAAAAAAAGAAAAACUAGAUUAGUAGAUUAGGGUUUAUAUCAUAAUGGACUAGUAGAUAUGCAGAAGACCUUGAGGCCUGUGGCACCAAAUGUUCUAUCUAGGCUUUGACCCCAGUACCACUAGAUGCUAGUUUAGCUGAGCUCUGGUAAAAUAAUAAUAAUAAUAACUACUAUUAUUAUUAUUUAAAAACUACCCUAAACUAUAUACUAGUAAUAAACAACACCCCCCAAAGCAACAAAAGUUUAUAGUUUUGUCCAUGAGCAUGCCCUUUAAUAUUACUUACAUUAUAGGGACUUUAAUCUAAAAGCAAGGAAGAUGUCUUGGAUUUCUGUUGCAUCUUCUUGUUCCACAUCUGUUUAUAGGACUGUGCCCAUGGAGGUUUCUUACUGGUAGAUUAUUGGGAAGCCUGUCAGUAAGUCAGUUCACUACAGAACAGAAUGAGGUUCUUCAUUCCUUCCUCUUCCAGGACUUACUGGGAUAAGCCUGGUUUAGUUCUUGCUAUACAUCUAGCUAUGUCCCUGAGCCCCCUUGUAGUAUAUAUCUUUUUUUUUAAAGAUUUUAUUUAUUUACUAAUGAGAAAGAUAGGAGAAGAGAAAGAGCCAGACAUUACGCUGGUACAUGUGCUGCUGGGGAUGGAACCCAGGACCUCAUGGUUGAGAGUUCAAUGCUUUAUCCACUGGACCACCUCCCAGACCACUGUAGUGUAUAUCUUGACACAGCUGCCCUGAUCUCUCUUCCUUAAGAAGACUACUGGGGGGGGGGGGAGUUGGGUGGUAGUGCAAAGGGUUAAAUGCACAUGGCGCAAAGCCUAAGGAUCCCGGUUUGAGCCCCCGGCUCCCCACCUGCAGGAGAGUCACUUCACAGGCGGUGAAGCAGGUCUGCAGGUGUCUGUCUUUCUCUCCCCCUUUCUGUAUUUCCCUUCUCUCUCCGUUUCUCUCUGUUCUAUCCAACAUCGAUAUGAUAUCACUAACAACAACAAUAAUAACUACAACAAUAAAACAAAAGAGAAUAAAUAAAUAUUAAAAAAAGAAAGAAAGAAAGAAGACUACUGGGUUCUUAAAGUAAUCACUGUUGGAAUCUAAUCCCAAGACUUAUAAGGCCUUAUGAGGACCCGUCUCACUGUUUUUUUCCAAGUGUAUUUUAUUUGUUUUUGUUUAGUUAGAGUGAGAGAUACAGAAAGGUACACAGAGACCAGAGCACUGCUCAGCUCUGGCUUAUAGUGGUGCUGGGAAUUGAACCUGGGGCAUGGAUGUCUUUUUGCAUAGCCCAUUAUGCUGUCUCCCCUGACCCCCACAUAUUAUUAUUAUUAUUAUUUACUGAUACUACUUUUCCGUGGGUCUAUAAAAUGGCAGAGGGCAGGAGAGACCAUAGUCUAUACUCAGGGUCCAUCCUUUUAGGAAACUCCCUUUUGUAUCAUUAGUCAGAUGUGGAGGCCAAGUGUCCCCAGCAUAGCUUUAUGGCAAAAAUGGUAGAAAUAACAAUGAUGAUAAUCAUCCUAAAGUAAGCAUUUGUUAGGCCCUUACUGUGUCAAAGACAGUGGAUUGCAUGCAUCAUUUCAUUUGCUUCUUAUAGUACUCACGAGGUCAGACUGUAUCUAGCACAAUGCUAAUCUUCAUUUCAUGUAGGAGGUCAACAGAACCUUAGAAGUGGUUUGAUCACUAGGCAAGGCUUUGGCAAGCUUGAACCUAGACAUCAUACAAUGCAGCCAUUUUUUAUGUGACUUAUUUUGAGAUUCAGUAAUGGCCCUGGCACUAUAGAGAAACGAGUUGAGGGAGAGAACUGAGCUUGACUGAAAACUGUUGGCCGGAUGCUCUGUUGAUUUGAUAAAUGAAGAAAGUGAUUUUCAUAAUCAGAAAACUCCAACAAUAUUAGUCUUAUUACUUUGUUAAUUAAUUAAUUUCUCUGAGCUCCUUUUUUAUGAGAAUUCAAAUACUGUAUACCUCUUGGGGCUGUUAUAAUAAAUAAAUGGGCUAAUGCAUAGAAAGCACUUAACACAGUGUCUGUAUUAAGGACUUAAUAAACAUUGGCUAUUA
Erinaceus europaeus (western European hedgehog) is the source of this 6050-nucleotide messenger RNA. It is a transcript of the gene PAFAH2, whose product is annotated as platelet activating factor acetylhydrolase 2. The transcript has 11 exons. The record is from RefSeq and is a predicted model, not a curated record. Gene Ontology annotation, molecular function: 1-alkyl-2-acetylglycerophosphocholine esterase activity. The coding region runs from base 170 to 1348 and encodes 392 amino acids. Lineage: Eukaryota; Metazoa; Chordata; Mammalia; Eulipotyphla; Erinaceidae.